UCGCAGCGAGCUAGGCGGGGGGAGGUUGAGGAGUUUUAGCGUGGCUGGUUUAUUAGCCGCGUAGCAGUUGUGCUCGAUUCACUGUUUCAGCAAGAGAAGAAAGUUUCAACUCGAUGGAAAGUGAAUGACCCGUUUUGGGAUGUUUAUUUUGACGCUAAACGAAUGUCAGGACUUGAAGAAUCGUCUGCCUCACGCUUACGGAUGUGGACUAUUCACGUGGAAAUUACAAUGAGCUAGAUGGCACACUUGGAGGACAGGACUUUGAUGCAGUAAUUGGAAAGGCAGACCACCAGGUCAACUCGAUCGUCUGUGUUUCUCUCUCGUGAUUCGUACCGUUCCGAUCAUGGAUUCAUACCCGAGGUCCAGCGGUGACAUUCUGCGCAGAAACCCCCAGCACGACUUCGAGCUCAUCCAGAGAGUCGGCAGUGGCACAUAUGGAGACGUGUUCAAGGCUCGUAAAAUCUCCACCGGAGAGCUAGCAGCUGUAAAGAUGAUUAAACUGGAGCCAGGAGAUGAUUUUUCAAUCAUUCAGCAGGAAAUCUUCAUGGUGAAAGAAUGUACUCAUCAGAAUAUAGUGGCUUACUUUGGCAGCUACCUCUGCCGGGAGAAGCUGUGGAUUUGUAUGGAAUAUUGUGGAGGAGGCUCACUACAGGACAUCUACCAUGUUACAGGCCCUCUAUCAGAGCUUCAGAUUGCUUACGUGGUCAGAGAGACAUUGCAGGGUCUGAGUUAUCUCCACUCCAAAGGAAAAAUGCACAGAGAUAUCAAGGGGGCGAAUAUUUUGUUUACUGACAGUGGCGAUGUCAAACUAGCGGACUUUGGAGUGGCAGCCAAAAUAACAGCUACCAUUGCCAAAAGGAAAUCUUUUAUUGGCACCCCCUACUGGAUGGCCCCAGAAGUGGCAGCUGUAGAGAAGAAUGGCGGUUAUAAUCAGCUGUGUGAUAUUUGGGCUGUGGGAAUUACAUCAAUUGAACUCGCGGAAUUGCAGCCCCCUAUGUUUGACCUGCACCCAAUGAGGGCCUUAUUCCUAAUGUCCAAAAGCAGCUUCCAACCUCCCAAGUUAAAGGACAAGGUUAAAUGGUCUACAUCCUUUCAACAUUUUGUUAAAGUGUCUUUGACCAAAAACCCAAAGAAGAGGCCAACAGCUGAAAAACUGCUCACGCAUAUGUUUGUGGCUCAAUCAGGCUUGAGUCGCAGACUUGCAGUUGAGCUGCUGGAUAAGAUGAAUAACCCAGACAACCCACCUCUGUAUAUUGAGAAAGACGAGGAUGACCUGGAGCCACCGCAUCCUCCACACACCAUCCGUUCAGCCCUGAACAAGGAUGCUCGUGCUGGAAAAACCCGCUCUGAGAUUGACUUUAAUAAGCUGCGAUUUGAGCCUCCUCUCAAGAAGGAAACGGAAGCAAGCUCUGAAAUGGAUGUGACCAGAGAGAAUGAUUUCUCUUCUCAGUGGAGCCCAUUUGCUGAAGGAGGCAUCUUCAGUGGUCAUAGGACUCCACUAGAAGAUGCCUUUGAGGAUGUAGAGAUAUCCACUCUAAAACAUGGUGUGCCUCCACCUCUUCCUCCUAAGCCACAUCCUUUCAGCUCAUCUGAUGAAGUGGGUUUGAGUGAUGGCUCUUCGACAAUUAAGCGGUUCCCAGGUUCAGAUAAUGGCAUGGUCCAAGGUCCACGUAGGCAGAGCACACCAGAGAGAGGCAACCGGAUUGAACAGAUGCAGCAUGACCUCUCCGCUAGUGUGAGCAGCCCUGGACUUUUAUCACGCUCCACAGAUCAUGGUGAGGACACUGAAGGCACCCUAAAUGGAGACAAUCCUAAAUUGGCACCUGGGCGGCCACAAAAGAAAGAGAAGAAAGAAUUUCCUAAGCCAGCGAUUAAUGGACUUCCACCCACUCCUAAAGUGCUGAUGGGAGCAUGUUUUUCCAAAGUGUUUGAUGGCUGUCCUUUAAAAAUUAACUGUGCAACUUCAUGGAUUCACCCAGAUACCAAAGACCAGUACCUGAUCUUUGGGACAGAGGAUGGCAUCUACACAUUGAACCUGAAUGAGCUACAUGAGGCCACCAUGGAGCAGUUGUUUCCGCGGAGAUGUACCUGGCUCUAUGUCAUAAAUAACAACCUCAUGUCGUUAUCAGGGAAAACCUUCCAGCUGUAUUCUCACAAUCUGAUUGGCCUGUUUGAGCAGCUCAAAAAGCCUGGACUAGCUGCACAGUUCCAAACUCACAGGUUCCCUGAAAGGAUACUUCCCAGGAGAUUUGCCCUGACCACCAAAAUUCCCGAUACAAAGGGCUGUCACAAGUGCUGCAUUGUGCGUAAUCCGUACACUGGCUUUAAGUACCUGUGUGGAGCGCUGCAGUUUGGCAUCGUUCUUUUACAGUGGUACGAACCUAUGCAGAGAUUCAUGCUCAUAAAGCACUUUGAUUUCCCAUUGCCGAAUCCUCUGCGUGUGUUUGAGAUGCUGGUGGUACCAGAGCAGGAGUACCCUCUUGUGUGUGUAGCUGUCAGUCAGGGCACCGAGCCCAGCCAGGUUGUUCGUUUUGAAACCAUCAACCUCAACUCCUGUUCGUCCUGGUUUACUGAGAUCGGCUCAGCAGGGAAUCAUGUUGAUGCAAUUCAUGUUACUCAGUUGGAGAGAGACACAGUGCUUGUGUGCCUCGACAAAAAUCUGAAGAUAGUGAACCUGCAAGGAAAGCUUAAAUCUAAUAAGAAACUGUCUUCUGAACUCAGCUUUGAAUUCUAUAUCGGCUCAGUGGUGUGUCUUCAGGACAGUGUCUUAGCUUUCUGGAAACAUGGCAUGCAGGGAAAGAGCUUCAAAUCUAAUGAGGUAACACAGGAGAUUUGUGACCCAAGCAGAGUGUUUCGCCUACUUGGUUCAGACAGGGUGGUGGUUUUGGAGAGCAGACCCACUGAUAACCCGACGGCUCUCAGCAACCUUUACAUCCUGGCAGGCCAUGAGAACAGUUACUAGACUGAUUCUUGCUGAUACUGUUGUCUCACCUAGUCACUGCUCUGGCAUUGUGGAUCCAGCGCUGUCUGGCAGUGAACUCAUCUUUUCUCACAGUAUGCUGCUUGUUUAAGCGAAGGUUUGAAGACAAAGUGAGCAGAGGCUUUAGAUUGUGCCUUAAUAAUUCCAGGAAUAGACCUUCCAGAUUGUUCCUGCUGUGUAUCUUUCUGCCUUUCACCGGCUAAUGGCUAAUUUAGAAUCAGAUCAACAGUAGCAGCAUGAUUCCAGCAAAUGUAUUUAACAUCUGAAAGAGUCAAAAGAAUUAUUAACCAAACAGCAAGCCGAAGGUUGCAGAAAUUGUACAAUCGAGUGCCUUCUUCAUGGGACUGUCAGGUGUGCUUCAUUUAAUCCUUUGAGAAACAGGCUCUCCUGUGUGAAUAAUCAGUAUGCAACUAACAUAUCUUUAAACCAGACUUAGAUUUUAGAUCACCAUUUGGGAGUAAUUUAGUAGGCAGGGAGUGAGGGGAAAAGGAAACAAGGAAGCAAGGACAUUUUGCCGUUGGCUAUUUAAAGUGUAAAUUAUUGAGCUGUGGUCAUUUUGUAGUUUAGAUGCAGUGUUUACAAGAACACACCAGCAAAAGCUCACUUCCUUAAUAGAGCAGGACUCCACACAGCUGCAGCUUUAUUUUACUGCUUUGUAAUAAAAUAAUAAAUUUCUCCUGCUUGGUUACAUUUUAGAAUGCAGUUAUAAUGUAAAAUGGUAUUCUUUUUAUUGUAACUUUUAUUCAGUCUUUGCACCAUGUAAGCACUUUUGUACAUUAAUGUUUUUGUAUUUAAGAAUGACAAAAUGUGGGAGAUGCUAGGUUUUUAUGACUUUUUGAGUAUUUCCAUGGCUUCAGUUCUAAUGUAUGCUUUUUUUUGUAAUAAAAAAGACCGUUAACAAGGUAUUGUCUUUGGUUUUGUUACUUAAACUGUCAAAGAACAUGACUUUGUUUUUUUUUUCCUGUGAUUAGCGAUUAUCUGUAUGUGUGCCGAUUGGCUCCUGUAAUAAAUAUAGUUCUGUAAAAACA
Tachysurus vachellii is the source of this 4008-nucleotide messenger RNA. It is a transcript of the gene map4k5, whose product is annotated as mitogen-activated protein kinase kinase kinase kinase 5. Bases 344 to 2962 code for a protein of 872 amino acids. The transcript is spliced from 33 exons. NCBI's taxonomy places the organism in Eukaryota, Metazoa, Chordata, Actinopteri, Siluriformes, Bagridae. Gene Ontology annotation, biological process: protein phosphorylation. The record is from RefSeq and is a predicted model, not a curated record. Gene Ontology annotation, molecular function: MAP kinase kinase kinase kinase activity; ATP binding.